Messenger RNA from Lethenteron reissneri (Far Eastern brook lamprey), 10493 nucleotides. Its product is annotated as actin remodeling regulator NHS-like. Gene Ontology annotation, biological process: cell differentiation. NCBI's taxonomy places the organism in Eukaryota, Metazoa, Chordata, Hyperoartia, Petromyzontiformes, Petromyzontidae. The record is from RefSeq and is a predicted model, not a curated record.
CGCCUCGGGAGAGAGAGAGACGCGGGAGAGAAUGGGAGGGGAGAGCGGCGGAUGAGAGGCACAGAGAGAGCGAGCGCGCGAGUGUGGCGGGGGAGAGACAGAGAGAAGGAGCGCUGUGGAUUCCUUGUUAACGCUGCUGCUACAUGUUAGAGAGAGAGACACAACGCAGAGACACACACAGAGAGAGACAAUAGACGCAGAGACAGAGGGAGCCACACGCAUCGACACGAGAGCGACAGCGGCACGAUUCAUCGCUGCUACAACUACGACUACACAUCAGCGAGCGAGUGAGUGAGUGUGUGCUAGAGAGACACAGAGGCACCACCCACAGAGAACAGGGAGAGAGAGAGGCGGGGAGGGGACACAGACUGCCUCGUGUGUUGCCUGUGAACAUGGCGAGCCGGCGAGGUGCGCACAUCGAUCAGCGGCAGCGGCACGAGCGGCGGCGCAGGUGAAUCACCCGCACGGCGCUCACCUCCGGCUCGCUCACCUGCGCCGGGCGUGUGAGAUGCUCACCACCACCACCAUCAUUAUCAUCAGCUCCUGCCGUCACUUCUGCCCCCUUCGCUCCGAUCACGAAGCGCGGAGACUCCGGGAGACGCUGCAGCCGUCACCUCUCCUUCGCACCCCCUCCCGGCGCGUCUCGUAACCCCCGAUCGGUGGCGGUGGAACAGCGAAGCAAACCUCCUCGGAGGGUCGAGGAGCAAGAAGCUCCGAUAGCCCCCGGGGGGGGGGGGCGCAUCGCCCAACUAGAGCUGCCCAGGUGAGAUUCUACAGGUGAGAUUCUACAGGUGAGAUUCUACAGGUGAGAUCCUGCGGCCGGGAUCAUCCGAGCCACGCCGAGAUCCUUCCACCCCGAGAAGGCUCCCGUCCGUCAACGAUCUUCGGGGCCAAGGUCACCCGCGGGAGAAGAUCCGACAGCCGGGACCUCACCGUUACCCAUCGAGGCACCCGAACCGAUUGGUCCGUCGAGAUCCUCUCGUCCAGAUCGUCCCAUAAGUUCCAAGACUCUCCACCACCACCACCACCACCCACCACCGCGACCAUGCCGUUCUACAAGCGGGUGCUGAGUCCCGGCGGUGGCGACGACGCGGGCGCCACGAACCCGCGUGGCCGCGCUUCGGAACCUUGCGAGGACCUGGGUCACGCCUCCAGCCGGGCCCUGGGGGACACUCUGCGUCAGCUGGCCAGCCUCGCUCGCCACGCUCUCGGCAUGUUCGCCGAGCUGGAAGCGGCGGCGAGAUUGGUGGCUCUGCGUUCCGAGAGGCUGGAGGGUCGGGUUCGAGCCCUGCGCGCAGCAUCCGCGGCGCUCGACUGCAGGGCCGUGGCAGUGCCCGUGUCCACCCUGCAGGAUGAGAGCCGGAGGACGGAUCACUUCCGGACGACUCGCGCCGUCAAGACCAACGCGCUGGUGCCGUCGACGCGUCCACGCUGCGUGGACGAGCUCUGGCAGAGCGCGGCGGAGAAGCCCAGAGCGGAGCGCCACGAUCAGGACAGUGUAACGGGGAGUCAAGCGUCCACCGAGUCGCCCCGUGAAUCCAUUCGGGUCACACUGAGGGCUCCUCCGCCUUCGCCGGCUGUGAGCUCCGGCAGUGCUGCUGCUGCUGGCGGCGGUGGUGGUGGCAGCGGUGGCGACGGCGGCAGCCGCCACGUGACGGAACGGAGCGGGUGCUGUAGCGUCACUCCCUGGAGCCCCAAGUGCCUCCCACGCAGCCACGUGGAGGAAGACGACGACGAGGAAGGAGAUGAAGCGGUUGAAGAGGGAAGGCCGCCGUCGCUGCUGAGGAAGUACCGCAGGGGCCCCGUCCCCAACGUUCCGUGCACGUUGGACCGUCGCACCAACUGGACGGAGGAGCUGCCCCUGCCCACACCAGAGCAGCGCAUGCGCGAGACCGCGUGCCAGAUCGUCUCCGACCUCGUGCCCAUCAACGUGUCCGGCAGCAACUUCGAGCGCCAGGCCAGCGCGCGUCGCUCCUUCGCCACCUCGGAGUCGAUCGUUCGUCGCAAGAAGCGUCUCCAGCGAAGGAAAACCAUCACGGGCAUCCCCGAGCACGUGCGCAGGGAGCUGGGCUGCUGCUACGGCACCGACGGCUGGCGCUGCCACUCGCUGUCACGUCUGGGCAACUCGACGUUCCUGUCGGCGCUGGAGCCCCGCGAGACGUGCGACUCGGCCUGCCAGACGGACGACGGGGAGCACCACCACCAGGAGCAGCAGCAGCGGCGAGAGAAUCACCGGGGGGGGGCCCUGCUGGCGCCGACCCCCCACGUGGUGUCGCCCAGCGAGAGGCGCGUGCGGGCUCUGCUGCACCGGCGCGACGGUGCUCCCGACCGCAUCUCGCGCUCGCAGGGGGACGUGCGCGGCCCGGCUCUCGCCACGAAUGCCGCACGCCGAGCCGCGGCGGAUAUCGACAGCGACGACGACGACGACGACGACGACGAUGACAACAACGAUCGAGACAGCGGCAGGGGCGGCAGCGGUGGCGGCGGUAGCGCCGUCGGUUUUUCCGCCCGGCGGGAGUUCGGCCGCGACUUGGCUGCCGGACGCUCCCCGGUAACGGACGGGGAUCGCCAAACGCGGGGUCGCGAGGACGCGGACGCCACGACGCGCGUGGAGGUGCAUCGCACCGACUCGGACGCCCGGGACUCGGCGAGCUCAGAGGAGGGCUCCGUGUUUCUGCCCUCCAACUCGAGCGGAUCUGACAGGGUAUGCUUGACCAACCGAGGCGCCGACGGGACUGAAACGGCGGGGGACAUGGCCAACCUCGGCCACGGCGAGUCCUUGUCGGGCGGCACAAGUCGGUUGAAAAGUAAUGAGCGACCGAAACGUUUGGUGAACGGUGUCGCGCUCCCGCUAGCCGCGGCACGCGAGCAGCACCAGUGCACGUCACACGGACGGUCGCGCGCACCUUCCACCGCCCACGUUCAGGGCCUGCAGCUGAACAAUGGGGCGCCGGUGCCUCCCGGGCAAAUGCCGGCGGCGGCCACGUGCGCUGCCGCUGAUCCGGACGGAGCGCCGAUGUGCAGACAGAGGGGCGGCGGCGCCGCUUCGGAGGUUGUGGGAAAAUGCGGAGCGGCUCGCGAAGCCGGCUCGCAUCAUCAUCAUCAUCAUCAUCGGGGCGUUUUUCCCGAAACCGAGUCGUCCGAGAGGUCGGACGCCGGCUCCAUGUUUUCGGAGGACAUGGACGGCUACUACACCUCAAUGCACUUCGACUCAGGGCUGCGCGGCCGCAGCUACAGCAGCGCCAGCUCAGAGCCGAGCCACCCCGGCAGGGGCAUGCGCAACCGCAGCUUCUCCAUCACCAAGCUGCGCCAGAAGCCGGCACCGCCAAAGCGCGAUGUCUCUCUCCGCAGAGAUGCGCAGCCUCAAAUUGCCAGCGCCUGCAAAACCGGCGCCAGCGGCCGGCAUUCCUCAGACGGCGCGAGUCUGGCCGAAAGCCAGGCGGCUCUUGCCGGUUGCUGCGCCCGGAGAGCGAUGGUGGCGUCCCACGGCGAGGAAGAGAAGCUGAGAGCACUUAGAAUUUACAACGGCACCGCAGGCCGGCACGAGGACGCGCUGCUGAACAACCACAGGGUACGCGAUGCUACAGCAGCACCGCACGCAACAAGCGAGACACCAAAAAGCAGCAGCGCGUUCGUCAGCACCGCCAACAACGGGCCCCAUCGGGGCCUCAAGAUCCCGAAUGGCGACGUCAUCCCGGCCGCGGGCUAUGCGCCGCACGACGCUCAGGAGCUCCUCGGAGGGAGGGCCUCGCCGGAGGGGACUCAGCUCGCCGAGUUGAGGAGGUCGCUGAAGCUGGACAUCAAGACGACUCACGCCGCAUCCACCUGCCAGAAGAACAACACCGCGCGCUACGAAGACCCGUGGGUGCUCCGAGACAACUCGGAGGCAGCUGCAGAGACUCCCACGGCAGGUCCGGAACGGGCCACGGUUUCAUGCCAAGUGCCGGCGAUGACACCGGCGAUGACACCGGCGAUGACACCGGCGAUGACACCGGCGAUGACACCGGCGGUGGCGGUGGCCGCCACUCCGACCGUCCGUCGAUCCGAGUCUGUGGACUCCUGGAGCUAUGACGAGAUGCUCCCGAGUGAGGCCUACCACUCGCUGUCGAGCUCCAGCACGGCCACCGGCACCACGGUGGUGGAGUGCCAGAGGCUGGGCUCAGACGAGGCGCUGAGCGGCAACUCGCCGCGCGCCGCGCCCUCCUCGCCGGCCACCACCGCCUCGAGCCAGUCCAAGUCGUCAUCGCCCGAGAAGGUGAGCAGCGUCACGUCGCCCUCCAGCGGCUACUCGAGCCAGUCGGGCACGCCGACCUCGCUCGUGCCGGCGCCGCUGUUCCCGCGCUCCGGAUCUCCCGCCGUUGUCAAGGUCAAGCCUAAAGUCCCCGAGCGGACAUCCUCCUUGAAGCCGCCCGUCACGCACAGGCCGCAGCCGCCGCCGCCGCCGGUGAUGGCCGGCGAGUACAGAGAGAUCGUCGCGAACAGUUACCCCGCGGUGCCCGGUUCGGCAAUGUCAGCGGGGCAAACGACAAAGCCAAACCGAGAAUCCCCCAUGUUUCACUUUCCGCCGGACCCGUGCUUCGUGACCGCCUCGCUCGACGGCAUUUUGCUGAGCCGCGUGAUGUCGUCCUGCUCGGAACUGUACAGCAAGCGUGGCCACCUCGUGCAGUCCGCCUCGUUCCCCUGCCAGUACGCGAGCGGCGUCAUGGGUCCCGUCAACGGCGGCGGCGGUGGAGCCAUCAAAAUGCAGGAUCCGGCUGUUGCGGCCGUCAAGGUGCUAGAUAGGCACGUGGGCAAGGUGGUGGGGACGCCCGUGCCGGACUACGAAUUUGUCAAGCUGCGGAUGGAGAAUGGGACGUGUGUGCUUCCGAAACCACUGCCAGACCUCCUGACGGAUUCACAGAGGCCGGCGCAUGCCACAGCGCCGGUGUCAGCAUAUCACCACUGCGGCGCACACCGCCGCCACCGCCACUGCCAACCCGAUGCCACGAAGCCCAGUGUGCAGGCUUCGGCGGCGUCACCUCACAAAGCUCAGGAUUUCAUGGACAGGAAGAAAUGUGCAGACCCGACGAUUGACUCUUCUGACCAGUAUCACACAUCAGCGGUGGCAGUGGCGGCAGGAGUGGCAGCAGAGACAGCGAAAUGUGACAUCAGUUCGUCCGCACGGGUCAACCAAGCCGAGGUUUCCUGUGCGGAGAGCGUUACUAAAUCCAACAAGAAUUCAGAAAGCGAGCCGCUUCCGAAAUGCCUGGACGAAUCGACUUUGACGCCAGCCACCCCAGCUCUGCUCCAUCAGCCGUCGUUCGCUCCACCAGAAACCUCAAGUGCCGGCUGCGCGUUGGACAGUUCGGGGUCUCAGCUGGUGCUUCGCUCGUACAAAGAUGCGGCGCCCAGCGGUCGGGAAUGCCACCAGAACAACCAAGCGACAGCCACGAUGGCACGCUCGCCAGCGUCGCCGUCCGUGUCCUACUCCGUGUCCGUCUCCCACCCCAAGUCGCCGCAUGCGUUCACGGCAGUGUCGUCUCAUCAGGGUUCAGCCAGCAUCCAGGAUGUGGAGCACAGCUCCAGGCCGAUUGAAAACGGCAGCGCAAAUAUAACCGAGCGGGUGGCCACGUGCAACGGAGGGUCACCUCCGUGGGAGGAUAAGUGCGAGCGGCACACAGAGGUGCCUGUGGCGGCUGUGAAAGAAGCUCCGGGAAUUCUGGGUAAGGAGCAGCAAGUGAGAGGGAAAGAGGCGGUUGCCACGGAGACGGAGGAGGGCAGCACGCGAGUUUCGCAGGAGUCGGCUGACGACGUCGGCGAUGAAGUGUUCGAGUUUCGAAUGGCGAAAGUCGUGGCAGAAGAAUACGACGAGGGGACAAUGCGGAGGUCAAACUCGCGAUCCGAGGAUGACGUCUUCGUAACAUCCCCCUCGGUCUCCAUGACAACCGCCGACCUCUUUGAAGCCAUUUACAGGUCAAAGAGGAAGUUCCUGUGCCGGAAGGAGUCCGCCGAGAGGGGCUCAUCGGACAGCACUCCGGGCUCGCCGGUGGUGACAUCGCCGAUCGUCGGCUCCCCGAGGCUGUCCUCCCCUCACGGCCGGCGCUCGCAAACCAGCCAGGAGCAUUUCAAGGCGCUGCUGCUGCGUAAGGGCUCCCGCUCCGACGCCGGCUCCAGGAUGUCGGCCGCCGAGCUGCUCAAGCACACCAAGAAUGCCGCGGCGGCCGCCGCCGGUUCUCCACGACCCGACGACGGCUCGGCGUCGCCGCUCGCGCGCGGUCACCGCGAGUCGCCGGCGGCGGCAGCGUCGUCCCCCGGCUGGCAGGGGAACGGGACGCCGGGUCGCAGGGAGCACCGGGCGCGGCACCCGCUGGCGAUCCGGGCGGGGGUGAGGGGCGACGGGGUGGCUGUUUCGCCGGGGGCUCGGCACGGGCCCCGCGGCCUGAGGCUCGCGUCGGUGCGGCACUCGCCGGCGAUGCAGCCGAUCUCGGAGGGAGAGGGCGAGACGGCGGAAGCGGCCGCCGCCGAUGAUGAUGAUGAUGAUGGCGGCGAAACUCCCUCGGAGGGGGCCGGUGAGAGGAGAGAGGAAGAGUCGCCUUCAGGGUCAAAGGUCGACGAGCAUUGAUCGUGGGUAGCAAAGCGGCCGAGGGAGAAGUUGAGAAGUGCUUUUUCAAAAAAAGUAGUUUUCCUUGUUGUUGUUUUUUUAUGGAAAAAAUUAUCACAUCAAUGCUGGUAUAUAUGUCUUUACAGCACAAUGUCAUAGCCGUCAGUUCCUAAAGAAGAUGUAGUCUCUGAGUGUCUGAAUGUCUCAUGCAGUUCCCAUGUAAUUAGAUCAAGUAUGUACCAGUGUGUAAACUAUUUAACAUUUAAAAUGCACCCUAAGAAAAAUAGAGGCAUUAAAAAAAAUGGAGUAAGGUUUGAAGUGCAGUGUUUGCAUUGACUAGAGGAAGAGCUGUUUAAUCUGUAGUUUGAUGAUGAGUUGUGGUGUGAGUGGUGGGAGGUGGUGUUGGCGCCGUGGAUGUGUUUGAAGGUGAUCGGGCUGUAGGGAACGUGAUCCCUUACAAGAAAGUGCUUUAGAGAAAAAUGUACAUACGAGUAUAUAAGAAAAAGAGAAAUAUCACGCAAGAGUAUACGUUAACAAGAGCGUUGAUUGAUCAGAAGUCUCGUUUUGUCUUCGAGGGUUUAAAGAAAAUGCUUCUGGUUAAAUCUUUGCAAGGUGUAUCUCAAGCCCUGUGCAGUACAACGUCGGAUAUCUGAUUCGCUAUGUACUGGAGAUUUAGGCUGAUAUGUGAAAAAAGUCAGAUACGUGAAAAUCUAUAAAAGUUGGAUGGUUACAUAACGCACAAUAAAUGCAGGUUACUGGAAAAAAAGAUAAAGCGCAAGCUGCUUUAAACGUGGGGAAAUUAUUUACUGCACCUGAAAAGUAGUCAAAUGUACAGUACGCGAGAUUGCAUAAAAAAAAUGUAUGAACAUCUAUAGAAGAUUAAAUUCACGAUGUGCGCAAAUACCGUUGGUUUUGAGCGGUUUAUCGAUGAGGACGGACAUAGGACGGGUUGGAUAUGUAACGUUGUACUGUAGUGGUGGUGUUCUUGUUCUAGAGACGCUUUUGUGCGUCAAACGUGCCUCUUGCCCUCUGAUGAAGUGUUCUUUUACGAGUAGGGGAAAAAAUCGGCAGAGGGUGGUGGGAGUGAUGAGCACCACUGCUUGUGCUUGCUGUUGGAAGGAGUGCGUGGAGAAGGAAAAUGCAAGUGUGUGGGGAAAAAAGUGUAUAACGAAAAGUAUUUUUUUUUUAUUAAAAUAAAAAAAAUGUACGAGUUCGGGUUUUGCUACGGUCAGGGCCAACAGACUUCUGAAGAAAGCUUUGCUCCAGUUUACGUUAUUUUAUUCAAGUUUGAGGCGGUUGUGGUUAUAGCUGAAGACAAACAAAAUCAUGUUGAAAUUUGUGAAUGAAGACUUAUUUAAGGCGAUUUGCUUAAAUGUGCUCAGAGGAGAACUGUUUGUGAAGUUUUAUAUUUUCAACCUUUUACAUUGUCAUUUUUUUCUCAAUUAACUGUUACAAAGAAAUAAAAAAAAACAUUACCUUAUCAUAUUAAUUUAUUCCACUGUUUUACUGGCAAAUUCUAAGCAAUGUUUUUUUUUUAUCAAAGAAGCAAAAGGAAAAAAACAAUUGGAGGAGAUAAAAAUAUUAAAGUUUACGCCUAUGAAGUGUGUGAUCUUGUUGAUGGCGUCUGCUGGCCCUGGUUAUUAGAAGGCAGUUUGUGAUGAAGUGGGAGGGAGGGUCGACGCCGCAUAAUUCUCCGACGUGUUUUCGGCUUGUACUUCGUUGUCGAUGGCCAAAUGCGCACAUCGGAGACCGAAGAUGUGAGAAGGUUUCUUUUGGGUUAGAUCGUGGAGGUAUAUACACAUUUUUUAAAAGAAUUCGGAUCAGGAAGCACUUUCGCGCUUGAGCUGAGAUUUCGUUAACACACAAUGAUGAUGGAAGUAAUCUCCGGCUAAGCGUCGUACAAAACUGUCAAAAUUUAUCUGGUUUGCUGAGAAACCAAAUCAAUUGGCAUAUUUGCCCACGUGACAACUCGAUUUGAUUGGCUGCGAUGGGUGGUGGAGGGUUAAGGGGAGCCGUGGUGGGGAGAUAUUAUCUCCCUGGCCUGAUACAGCAGGAGUCCAUGGGUUCGAUCCCGACCCUGACGAUGCCUGUUGCAUAUUUGGAGUGUGCGUGCUCUCUUUCCCCGAGGUCACGUGGAUUUUCCUCCGGGUCCUCCGACUUUGCCCCUCCACAUUUAGAAAACAUGCGUUUAGAUUAUUUGGUUAGGACUCUAAAUUACCACGUGUCAUGAAAUAAGCCACUUCAAUGUGCAACCGUAUAUGGCCAGGUCGCCUCUGAAAAAGAGCUACUCCAUUGCUCAGUGGGCUUUACCUGGUAAAUACAAUUUCAGUUUUCAUAUUACAUUGUACAUUAAGCCGAGACAAUCUAACCCAAAAUAAACUAAUAGUGAACCAUAAUAUUGGCCGCGAGAGCCUACGUAAACAAUCGUUGCAGUAUUAUUUUAGCCGAGGUGUGCGACGCACUGACGUUGGAUUCCAAAUGAGUGUGCGCGUGCAAUGUCCAAGUCGUCUGUAUUUACCCACCACGUUCAGUGUCGUCUCGCCUAACCACCGGAUUUUUCGUUAUUUAAGCGUGGGCCUUGUUUAUGAUUACUCUUAUUGAUUUGUUGCUUAGGUAACAUUUUACUUUCAUUUCUAGAUUUGAAGCUUUCGUGACUGCAAAGAUUCAUACUCUUAGUUCUUUCGGUAAAGUCACGUAGGUAAAAAAAUGAAAUUAAAAUUAAUAAUUUUAAUUUCAGUCACGUAGGUAAAAAAAAUGAAAUUUAAAUUAAUAAUUUUUAUUUCAGUUUUUUACCUACGUGACUUUACCGAAAGAACUAAGAGUAUUACUUUCAUCUGCUUCAGUGCAUGAUAAACCGCACCAUUAGCCGUGAGUGGUUAACGACUGAAGUGUACAAGCAUCAUGUGAACACCUUAAACUGUUGGUUUCCAACCCACACUUCGUGAAGUCCCAUCGUAAUAGUUAUUCACAGUGAUCCGUCCUUGUGUUUGUCAGAAGUGACGAAGUCCAAGGCAUCGAUGACCUCACUCUGCCCAUACCCUUCCAUGCCUCAAACCUGUCUUACAUGUGAAUUAAAGUGGCUGUGUGGUUUUUUUUUUGGUUAACGGUUGGGUCACUCGCCGUAGGGAGUGAAUCUGAAGCUGCGUUCUUGGUGUAACCGUCACGAAGCCACUCAGUUUCAGCCCUUGGCUUUUUAAGUGACUCAGCUUCUCCAUCGCUUCUCCAUCGCUUCUCCUCGGUGUGCAUGAGUUGCUCACGAUUAGUGCCGUAGAUGCUCAUAGAUGAUGGAUGGCAUCCACCCAUACGACAGCGGUGUUUCUUUUCACUUUGUUUUUCUCACUUGCCAAAGACAAUACGCUAAAACCGACAAGUUCUUUGGAGAAAUGAAUUCAUGCCUUUCUGAAUUCAUGGAGUAAAAAUAUUCUUUUUUACUUUGUGCUGGUAUUUCUUUUGUUUAGUCCUCGUGUUUUGAAGUCCAUCUUAUCGCUCAAAACAACUACGGCAAUAGAGAACUGGUUAAUUGCAUUUGUGUGUUGGAUAAAACUCCAGUGUGCCACACGACUUAGUAUUAUAACGAUGUAAAUAUGACGCAUUACACUAACAACACUACUCAGUAGACAUUGCACUAGUUUAUCUUAGCAUGUAGUUUUUGUGUUGUUUUUUUAAAAAUAUAUAUUUACCCACUAAAUUUUGUUGUAAAUAUUCCUGUGCCCCCUUUCUGCCACGUGUAUGUGCUAUGGUGUGGUGCUAAUACACUACUGUAUUUAAACCGCCACGUGCAUUACACUCCGAGCACGUUCCGUAUUGUAGCUGCCAACUCAAUGUGGGUCCCUUUCCGCCCCUCCCCUAUUGCUUACGUAUACUUGAAUUGCCACAUUUGUAACAACCUGCAGACAAAAUAAAUUAAUACGAU